Galendromus occidentalis (western predatory mite) is the source of this 600-nucleotide messenger RNA. RefSeq names its product calcineurin subunit B type 2. The transcript is spliced from 3 exons. The record is from RefSeq and is a predicted model, not a curated record. Gene Ontology annotation, molecular function: calcium ion binding. Bases 59 to 571 code for a protein of 170 amino acids. Lineage: Eukaryota; Metazoa; Arthropoda; Arachnida; Mesostigmata; Phytoseiidae.
GGAGUAUUAAGACAAGUGCUUUUUUCGCUGCCUCGGUUCGCUUCACGUAGUCGCCAAAAUGGGUAAUGAAGCGUCGCUGCCGAUGGAGAUGUGCUCGACUUUCGACGCGGAAGAAAUCAAGCGGCUGGGGAAGCGAUUCAAGAAGCUGGACCUGGACAACUCGGGCUCACUCUCCAUAGACGAAUUCAUGUCCCUGCCGGAACUACAACAAAAUCCUCUAGUUCAGAGAGUCAUCGAUAUCUUCGACACUGACGGCAAUGGAGAAGUCGACUUCAAGGAGUUUAUCCAGGGAGUUAGUCAGUUCAGCGUGAAGGGAGACAAGGAAGGCAAGCUUCGGUUUGCCUUCCGAAUCUACGAUAUGGACAACGACGGAUACAUCUCGAACGGAGAGCUUUUCCACGUGCUCAAAAUGAUGGUUGGGAACAACUUGAAAGAAGCGCAGUUGCAGCAAAUCGUCGACAAGACGAUUCUGUUCGCAGACAAGGAUGAAGACGGCCGCAUCUCAUUCGAGGAGUUUUGUUCCGUCGUGGGAAAUACGGAUAUCCAUAAGAAGAUGGUCGUAGACGUUUAAAAGCAACAUCGCAACAACAUUUGUAUCGU